Molecule: messenger RNA, 1248 nt
Organism: Theileria orientalis strain Shintoku
Lineage: Eukaryota; Apicomplexa; Aconoidasida; Piroplasmida; Theileriidae
Exons: 3
Coding region: 1-1248 (415 amino acids)
Biological process (GO): lipid homeostasis; nuclear envelope organization
Cellular component (GO): nuclear envelope; nuclear membrane
Source: RefSeq, a predicted model, not a curated record
AUGGACAGUCGGGGCAAAUUUAUGGAAGAUGAAAAUUUGAAUGAAGGUAUGUCCUAUCUGUCCCUUUCCGGCUCAAAUGACUUCUCAAAUGACAUAAAUAACUGCGAUAGUGGCGGACACGCCAACGAAAGUGGCAUAAAUGGCGACUUGAGCGCAAACAUGGCGCCAGGCAUCGAGAGAGGUACGAAUUACAAGUUGAACGAAGGAGACCCUUCUGACGACGAAGUGAUGUUUGUCGGAAGCAGCAUCACCGUAAAAACAGAAAAGGAAGCCAAGGAACCCUUGUCUGACGAGGCUUACGAUGCAGUGGUAGACAAAAGUGGUGGCGAUCAAGACGGUUUUAAAGGCGACCAUGCAGACAGCGCAGGCAAUAAGUCAGGGUGGCUGAUAAGUAACUUUAAAAGGGCCCCAAGGGCACACUACGUGCAGAAUGCGAACAGCAUCAGGAAGGGCAGCAACAAGGGCUCGCUGGAGCUGCUUGACAACAUCAUAGACAUCAAGGACCUGUCGAAGGUCUCCUCGCAGUGCUCAACGGUGUCGAAUAACACCAGCUACACAUACCCCUCGAGCUACCACUUCAACUGCGGCGACGGGAGGAGGAGCAGGAGGAGGAGGUCGAGCCUGAGGCAGUACGCCACGCCAGCCCCUUGCAACUACCCCCUCAACUACUGCGACGACAUCAUGUACAGCAAUGGCGGCAACAAGGGCUUUCUGAGGUUCUUUAACCCGGAAAGGAUAAACAGUUGGAUGAAGACUAUCUUCAACGUGACGAAGACCAUCAUAUUAAUAUACGUAGUGGUGUCGAUUUUCUUAAUUGUCAAGAGAGAUAUAGAAACUCACAUUCAGAGAAACGUGAAGACUGUCGAUAACGAAUCGCUCACUUGUUUGAACGAGUAUAAGAGGAACAAGUGCGGCGUUUUGGAAAUCCCGGCCCUGGUUGACCAGUGCAGAGAGUGGGAGAUUUGCAUGAAAAAGGACUCCCUGAACUACGAGAACAUCUCACUCAUCUCCGCGAGCGUUAUCGCAUCCUCAAUAAAGCAUUUCAUCUCACAACUAGACUUGAAGUCGCUGCUCUUUAUACUUUUCAUAUUCCUGCUCAUCCUGUACAGAAACAGGCCGCGUCAAAUCAGUCACCCCUCUGGGACGUAUUACGUGGACGGGAGUAACGGAUACUCGCAGAGGCUGAACAGAUACUUUGUGCCGAAUUACAUGAACAAAUCAAUAUACCCCUACGCGAACAACAACUAA